Messenger RNA from Hemicordylus capensis (graceful crag lizard), 8673 nucleotides. RefSeq names its product adhesion G protein-coupled receptor A2 (gene ADGRA2). The transcript has 19 exons. The record is from RefSeq and is a predicted model, not a curated record. Gene Ontology annotation, biological process: G protein-coupled receptor signaling pathway; positive regulation of canonical Wnt signaling pathway; sprouting angiogenesis. Lineage: Eukaryota; Metazoa; Chordata; Lepidosauria; Squamata; Cordylidae. Gene Ontology annotation, cellular component: Wnt signalosome; plasma membrane. Gene Ontology annotation, molecular function: protein binding; G protein-coupled receptor activity. The coding region runs from base 151 to 4137 and encodes 1328 amino acids.
UCCGCGGACGCUCCCCCGGCUCAUGUCAGCCCCUCGGAGCCGCUUCUGAGGCUGCGCCCAGCCCUCGAGAGCCGCCGGACCCCGCAGGCAGCAUUCGGCUACCACUGAGCCGGCCAUGGGACGCCGCAGCCCCGCCAGGAUGGGCUGAGGAUGGGCUCCGGACGGUGCUGCCGGGAGCCGCUGCUGUCGAGGAUGCUCUGGGCAGCCGCGCUGUUCCUGCAGGCGGCGCUGUUGUGCGCCGGGGGAGCGCGCAGUUGUCCGGCGCAGCUGCGCGGCUGCAAGUGCGUGGCCGAGAGGGCCAAGGGGCUGCCCAUGCCCAGCGCGGCCAGGAAGCGGGUCAGCUGCAGCGGCGAGGAGCUGAUGGAGCCGCCGGCGCCUCGCCUCUUGCCCAACGGCACCGGCACCCUGGUUUUGAGCAACAACAAGAUAGCAACUCUGAAGAAUGGCUCUUUCUUUGGUCUGCACGCUCUCCAGAAGCUAGACCUAAGGAACAAUUUGAUAAGUACCAUCCAGCCUGGAGCUUUUCUGGGUCUCUCCGAUCUGAAACGUUUGGACCUCUCCAACAAUCGCAUUGGCUGUCUCGGUUCAGGCAUCUUCCAAGGAUUGGGCAGCCUCACCCGACUGAACGUGUCAGGGAAUAUUUUUUCUGGCCUCCAGCUCGGCAUCUUUGAUGAGCUGCCAUCUCUGAAAAAUCUUGACUUUGCCACCGAAUACCUGACAUGUGACUGCAACAUGCGCUGGGUGCUGUCCUGGUCCAAGAACCGCUCCGUCCAGAUCUCUGACAAGACCGUGUGUGUCUACCCCAGCACCCUGCAUGGGAAGCCGCUGCGGAACACCAAGGAGAACCAGAUGCACUGCGAAGGUGUCCCAGAGCUGCACACCCACCAGCUGAUCCCCUCCCUACGGCAAGUGGUCUUCCAGGGGGACCGCCUCCCCUUCCAGUGUACAGCCACAUACCUGGACAACAGCACACACAUCUUGUGGUACCACAACCGGGCACUGGUGCAGGGGGAUGAGCUCAGCGGCAUCAUUGUGGAGGAGAGCCUGGUCCAUGAUUGCACCUUCAUCACCAGCGAGCUCAUCCUGUCCAACAUCCAUGUCUCAGCCAGUGGCGAAUGGGAGUGCACUAUCACCACUGCGCAGGGCAACGUUAGCAAGAAGGUGGAGAUUGUGGUCCUAGAGACAUCGGCGUCGUACUGCCCAGCUGAGCGGGUCACCAACAACCGUGGAGAUUUCAGGUGGCCGCGCACCUUGGCUGGCAUCACUGCAUACCAGUCGUGUCUACAGUACCCCUUCACCUCUGGGAAUGGGGGUGCCGGUCUGGAAAAGCAGGCAUGCCGGCGCUGUGACCGCACCGGCCGCUGGGAGGAAGGAGACUAUUCCCACUGCUUGUACACCAAUGACAUCACCCGCGUCCUCUACACCUUUGUGCUGAUGCCCAUCAAUGCCUCCAAUGCUCUGACCCUGGCCCACCAACUGCGUGUCUACACGGCUGAAGCUGCAAACUUCUCAGACAUGAUGGAUGUCAUCUAUGUCUCUCAGAUGAUAGAGAAGUUCACCGGUUACGUUGACCAGAUUAAGCAGCUCACGGACGUCAUUGUGGAGAUGGCAAGCAACAUGAUGCUGGUGGAGGACCACGUCCUGUGGAUGGCUCAAAAGGAAGACAAGGCGUGCACCAGUAUUGUCCGCUCGCUGGAGAAGGUCGCCACCUACACCCUCAGCACCAACUCGCAGCACAUGGCUGUGAACUCCAGGAAUAUUGCCUUCGAGGCCUACCUGAUCAAGCCAGAGAGCUACAUGGGCCUCAGCUGCACUGCUUUCCAGAAGCACGAAGCAGGGCUCAGCAGUCGGCCCCCACGGCAGGAGCGAUAUGCCGAGUCCUUCCUGGACCAGCAGCUAAAGUUCCGGUGCACCGCCGGCCGGCCCAACAUCUCCCUGGCCAGCUUCCAUGUCAAGAACAGCAUUGCUUUGGCCUCCAUCCAGCUUCCUCCUGGCCUCUUCACCCCGCCGGCCUCUCCUCAUCCCCUGCCUCUCAAAUGCAAGCUCCAGUUCCUCGUCUUCCGCAACGGGAAGCUCUUCCGCAGCACCGGAAACUCUUCGCAUCUCGCCGAUGACGGCAAGCGGCGCAGCGUGGCCACACCGGUGAUCUACGCAGGCACACAUGACUGCGGAAUAAGCAACCUCACCGAGCCUGUCGCCAUUUCGCUGCGGCAUCUUGGCAAGGGGACGGACCGCACGGCCGCUUACUGGGACUUCGACGUGCUGGACGGUUACGGGGGCUGGAGAGCCGAAGGCUGCCAACUGGUUGCCCUGGAGCCCAAUGUCACCACUGUCAUCUGCCAGCACCUCAGCAACGUUGCGGUAUUGAUGGAGCUUAGCAACUUCCUGGGUGAGUCCUCCAGCCCGGCUGAGGUGCUGUACUCUGUCAUUUAUACCUGCACAGCCCUCCUCCUGCUGAGCCUCUUUGCUACCAUCAUCAGCUACAUCGUGCAUCACAGCGCCAUUCACAUCUCGCGGAAGUGCUGGCACCUGCUGCUCAACCUCUGCUUCCACAUUGCCAUGACCUCAUCCGUGUUUGCAGGUAGCAUCACCCUGACCAACUACUUGGUCAUCUGCCAAGCGGUUGGCAUCAUUCUCCACUACUCUUCCCUGUCGACUCUUCUGUGGAUGGUGGUAAUGGCUCGAGUGAUCUACAAAGAGGCGACAUGGAAGGCUCCACAGCAACCAGAAGGGGAGGCAUCCCAGCCACCCCCACGGCCAAUGCUACGAUUCUACCUGAUUGCCGGCGGGAUCCCACUGAUCAUCUGUGGGAUUACAGCUGCUGUCAAUAUCCAUAAUUACGGAGACCAUGAUUCUUACUGCUGGCUGGCCUGCAGGCCAAGCAUCGGGGCCUUCUACGUCCCCGCGGCCUUCAUUGUGCUCCUCACCUGGAUCUACUUCCUCUGUGCCGGCAUCAGCUUGCAGCGCCAAGCCAAGAACGCCAAAGCAGCGCCCGAGCCCCUGGAAGCCCCACAGCGCCUGGGUGGCGGCGGCGGUGGCGGCAGCAGCAACUUCCUGACCGACUCCGGGUCCAUCUCCGUCACCCUCCACUCCAGCCCACACGGCGUCGAGGCGGAUGGCGUCUACUCCCUGGGGGUGCAGUUCUGGGCGCUGGUGAUCACCCACUUCCUGUCCGUCACUCUGUGGGCCUUUGGGGCCCUGGCCGUGUCCCAGCACUGGUCUCUCCUGAAGGUCCUGUUCAGCUGCCUCUACGGAGUCACCGCCCUGCUCCUGGGCCUCUUUGUCUUCGCGCACCACUGCGUCCGGCGCGGGGACGUGCGCAGCUCCUGGUUUGCCUGCUGCCCCUCCUACCGGCAUGCUCUGCCCAUGCAGGCCUACGGGCAGCCGGGGACCAGGGCGGAGGACGGCUCGCAGGUCUUCAUCGGCGGCAGCCCGGAGGCGGCGCCCUCUGCCAAGUCCUCGCCCUCCCCCAGCAGCACCAACUCUGCCCCCAGUCCCUGCAAGCUCACCAAUCUGCAGGUCGCCCUCGGCCAGGCCGAGGGCCACCCCCUGCCGCCCGCCGGCUCCGAGGAGGCGGAGCCUUCCGGCGGCAAGAACGCCCACCCCGCCAGGUACGCCAACAACCUGCACGGGCGCAGCCGGCACCACAAAAGCAGGACUAAGCAGUACCGGGAAGGGAAGCACCAGCAGCGCCUGAAGGCAGCCCGGGGCCCCUCCUCGGAGCACCCCACCAGCGAGAGCGGCAGCCUCCACAACAGCCACUCGGAGAGUUACCAGAGCAGCCGGAACAGCCCCCUGAACAAUCAGCGCCAGGCGGCGCUCCCGAGCUUGGAGUCGCCGCUGACCCAGUCCGACCUGAGCGACGGUGGCGGCAGCAGCCGCCACCACCACCACCAGGGGGCAGACUUUGGCAGUGCCCAGCGGAGGAGUGCCAGCAGGGACAACCUCAAGCACCAGGCCAACGCCACCGCCGCCGCUGCCACCCUGGAAAAAGAGAGUAAGAGGCGAUCGUUCCCCCUCAACGCAGCCAAUCAGAACGGGGCCCUGAAGGGCAGCAAGUACGACAUGAACCUCUCUGGCGCUGACAGCGCGGCCAGCAUGAAAACCGGGCUCUGGAAGAGCGAGACCACGGUGUAGGACGUGGGAAAGAUCUCCAUGCGGUCCAGACGCUGCAGGGAUCUCGUCAGCGGGGCCUGCAAGGCGAGCUUGCGGAGGUAGUUCUUAUGCACUAAACGGGCUUGGGUGGCACUGGCAGAAGCUAGCCCGCCUGCUGCAAAGGGGAAGGUUUGCCUGGUGCAAAGAGUGGGGAGGGGACUUGCCGGUGGGCUUAGGAAGCACUCACCGGGUCCCCCACAUUCGAGGCACCGCCAGGUUUGCCCAGGGAACCUUCCCCUCACCCCAGAAGCGGCAGAGGACCCUGAAACGCCAAGGUUAUAAGGUGAAGGACAAUCAUGGAGCAUCCUGGGGGUAUUGCAAUCUAUCUUAAUCCUUUCUGCAUGUCACUUGGAUCCUAGACGCUUUGUAUGACACACAGCGGAGGGCCAGGUCUGUAAGCUGAAAUCUCUACUAUUGUAGUGUAUAGGCCAUAUGUAUAGGCCAGACACUAGCCAACUAAAGUGCCUGCUCUUGACACGAAGCAAUCCGUGGGUAUAAGGGAGCAAGACUUUCCCACCCCAGCACAGGGUGGGGAAUUGGCUCAGGGCCCAUUCACACCUGUCUUCGAGUCCGUGAACCAAAUUGAUGCAUGCUGAGAUUGUUUCAACGCAGCUGGGUGCGUUCCAGAUUACAUGCUACAACAGGGGUAAAAUGCUUCGACUUGGCAGGAUCAUAUUCAAAACGAUCCCCAGAAUCUCAAACUCUACAACGGGAAAAUACAGCUAUUUUUCUGCAAUGGACUUGCAACGUCAUAGCACUAGAACACAAAGAUACAAUCUGAAAUAAAGCAUCAGAAAUGUGAACGGUACCUUGCUCUCUGUGCAGGGGCUGUGGUGUCACAACACAGGAAGUACGGAAGCACACUUAGCAGAUCCGUAGUCACUCUGGCGUAGGGUUUAAUCUGGAAAGCGCCCUGGAGAGGUGGGUGGUGGUUUUUAAGAGAAUUAAUGGUGGUAAGACAGAGGAAUCGUGUCCAUGGUGUGCAGACUCCUUAUUUCCUCUGUCCCACUUACCUAGUUCUCACAAAUGUGAGCUGUGUCUGGGCACAUGAGUAAUCCCACUGAUAUCAAUAGGAUAAGUAAACUUGUCCCAUUGAUUUAAAUAAGACUGCAUAUGAGUAACUUAAUCUGGGUGUAAACCAGUGACUGGAGUAUCUCAUCUCAUUACCACCAUAGUUAAGUAUGUGUGUGGAACAUAGAACCAUAGGAAGCUGCCCUAUCCCAAGUCAAACCAUUGGUCCAUCUAGCUCAGUACUGUCUACACAGACUGGCAGUGGCUUCUCCAAGGUUGCAGGCGUCACUCUCAGCCCUAUCUGGAGAUGCUGCCAAGGAGGGAACUUGGAACCUUCUGACUGCAGAUGCUCUCCCCAGAGUGGCCCCAUCCCUCAAGGGCAGGCCUGCUCAACUUAGGCCCCCACAGCUAUUUUUGGACUACAACUCCCAUAAUCCCCAGCCACAGUGGCCAAUAGCAAGGGGUUACGGGAGUUGUAGGCCAACAUCUGCAGAAGGGCCAAAGUUGAGCAGCCCUGCCUAAGGGGAAUAUCUUACAGUGCUCACGCAGGUAGUCUCCCAUUAAAAUGCAAACCAGGGUGGAUCCUGCUUAGCAAAGGGAAUAAUUCAUGCCUGCUACUUAUGUAUGUGUGCGCAUACAUACAUAAAAACAUCAUCUUAAGUGUUCCAACUAGGGAGUCAACUUCAGUCCCUGGCUCACAUCCACACUAAGCUACUCACAUAAGGAGUCUCGUUGAAAUUAAUGGAACAAGUUUGCUUUUCCUAGUCAUGCCAAUGAGUGUGCUUAGUGCUAAUUUCCCGAAGCCUGUCAGUCAGGCUGAGGGGAGGGGCAUGCUGAGCUUCAGCGUGUAGUCCUCCAAUCGGAAGCAGAGGAGGGCCUUCACCCUCCUCCCUCCCCUUCUGUCGGACUCAGCUUCAAGCCAGCGAUCCUCAGAUGGGGAACAGCUAGAGCGGCUGCAGUGUGUGGAGGCAGGAGGGCUUCAGGUCCCCCUCAGGGAUACUAAUACCCCCUGCUGGAAACCCCGAUUUAGCAGCUGAAAGAGGACUAAAACUAGAUUUCCAUGCAACUGCUUUAGAACCGACUGAGAACUCAUCCUCAGAGGCUCACAACAUGGUGUUCAGGAUACCUUGGGUACGUGAUAAAUAUUCUUUUUAAGUGCCUUUGGGACAUUCCCUUUUAUUUUUAUUUGUUUCACAUGUAUGUUUUGGAUGUUCUGCCAAUCUGUUCGAGCCAUUGAACAACAGAUGAAGACUAUUGUGGCUGGGAUGGUAGAAGCUGUAGUCAGGUGCGCAGGGAGGCCAGCGGCGGCUUGGGUGCUGCUCCGCCGCGGCCUCCCCCAGCCCCGCCCCCUGCAUCUGUCAGACACAGGGAGUUUAGCCCCGCCCCCACCCGCAUCAGACGCGGGGGGUGAUUUGGGGGCGCGUUUGGAGCCACAAGGAGUGGCCCCUGAGGUGCGGCGGCCCGGCAUCUUUGAACCUGUUCGCCCCAUGGUGGCUCCGCCCCUGGCUGUAGUCGAACAGCAACUGGGGACCAUUGCCCUAGGCAUCAGUCUUCACCCAGUGGGCAUUGUUCUCUGCAAUAUAGUUUCAGAGACUGUUGAAACAGAACUCCAGUCAUCUCCAGCCAAAGGCCAUUGCAGCCGGUGAUGCUGGGAGUUGUCGUCGGCAACAUCUGGGCAUCCCGAACACUGACCCACAGCCUGAUGAAGUGGAAGGCUGUUGCACUAGGCCAGGGUUCUUCCAUGUUGGGUCCCUAGAUGCUGUUGGAAUGCCAACAAGCAGUUUGGGCCGACUUCCCAACCUGUGGUACUCCAGAUGUGGCUGAACUUCAAUUCCCAUAAUCCUCUGCUACACUGACAGGCAGCAGCUUCCAACAUUUCAGGCAGGAAUCUCUCCCAGCCCUACCUGGAGAGGCUAGGGAUCGAGCCCAGGCCCUUUAGCAUUAUGAAGCAGCUACCAUGAGUUCCAUGCAUCCGUCCAGCCUCAAGAUCUGAAGCCACACAGCAAGGUAUCCUCCCCCUCCCGCAAAGGCAACUACUUUUGCCACCUCUGAGUCAGAAAUAUUUAGCCCGAUGGGUUACAGAACUACCCAAGUCAUUUUUGUUCUUAAGAAGCCAUAGUGAAAAUUGCUCAGAUCCAGAGCAGCAGGUACAAGUGGCUCAGACAAAUGCUAUAUGUGUGUUCGAAACAACCUCUCUGAGCUGGACUUACUUCUCCUCAGUGGCACAUCCUAUGUUAAAAGUGCCUUUUCUGCAAGAGUCUUUUCUGAGUGUAGCUUGCUUCUAUACAAAACAUCAAGAUCAUUCACACAGUCAAAAACUGGGCUGUACCUGGGUAUGGGAGCUGCAUGUACUCCCAAUUUUUGGUUGAGUGGAAGCAAGGUAAGCGGAAAACCUGGGUUGAAGUGAUGGUGUGGAAACCAGGUAGGAGGAAAAGCUACCCAGGUUUUCCGCCUACCUUACUUCCACAAAAUCACUUCUACCCAAAUUUUUCUCUGGAACAAACACCAUUUGACUGGUAGAGAAUGAGAUCGCCCCCAACAGAAGUCCUGUCUUGAAGGAGGACGCAUGCACGGGUACUGUAAAUGAGAAACAAAUGUCUAUGUAGUCCACAGAGACUGAAAAAAACCUUGCCGUAUCCGGCUUCCUUGCUUCUGGUGGGGAUAAUGGGAGUUGUAGUCGAACAUCAUCUGGGGACCCAAGUUUGAGAGCCCUGCGUAUAUGGCCUCACUCGAAAUCAAGCGUGCCAGGUUUAUUUUAGAGAGGCGCAGAAAGAAGUCCUUUACACUUGGCACAAUGCUAAUGCCUCCCCAUACAGACAAGAGCCAUUUGUAGCUUCCUUGUCCACACAAAAGCUACCUCUGAGAACAUGAGGGGAUUGCUUUGCCUGUUGUGCACUGCCGGGGGCCAGAAACUCAAAGAGGUAGCCUCCUCCUGCACAGUAUGAGAGGAUGCUUUUCGGCAUCUUCCUAUAUCACUGCUGCCUGAUAUAGUACCAGCAGGGAUUCAAACUGGCAACCUUCUGCUGGUUAGUCAAGCAUUUCCCCGCUGAGCCUUUAGGUGGCUAUAAAGCACUUAAUCCCCCUCCCCAACCCAUUAAUCUUCCAAAACUCCCUCUUUUAUAGAUUUAUACAUGCUUCCCUCUGUCUAGCGGUCUCCUUUUCCCUUUCUAUGAAAAUGCCUUCUCGAUUUAUAUGUUUUGUAUUUAAUAGAGCCUAAACCAUUUAUAUGUCAUUACUGCAACCCACAUGCUAUUGGUGAUGCUGAACUUGUUAUGUAUGCCUGCUACACUGAAACAGUAUUAUUGGGAAAAGCUUUGUAUUAUUACCCUUCUUUUUGUUGUCUGUUUACAUUACAAGCUAGUGACAUAUCAAACGGAGCUUUUUGGAGCAACAACUGUGCCAAAGAAAGCAUUUUUUUAAAAGUGUUUUUGUUUUGUUUUUGCAUAUAAAUGAACCAUUUCUAGCAGAUGUUUCUUGUUUAAUAUAUUAAAGAGAUUUGCAACAUCC